Halichondria panicea is the source of this 3670-nucleotide messenger RNA. Its product is annotated as FYVE and coiled-coil domain-containing protein 1-like. Gene Ontology annotation, cellular component: late endosome; autophagosome; lysosome. Lineage: Eukaryota; Metazoa; Porifera; Demospongiae; Suberitida; Halichondriidae. Bases 121 to 3480 code for a protein of 1119 amino acids. The record is from RefSeq and is a predicted model, not a curated record. Gene Ontology annotation, biological process: plus-end-directed vesicle transport along microtubule; positive regulation of autophagosome maturation. The transcript is spliced from 22 exons. Gene Ontology annotation, molecular function: metal ion binding.
UGUUGCUUAGCUUUGCAGUUUUAGGGUCAUCAUCAAAGCUAACGAGGUCAGCUUCAGGCCGGCCCAGGCACUAUACUAUACUAGUAUACUAGAGCUAGCUACAUUGUUUGUGCCAGGAGAAUGGAUAUCGAGCUAAUCCCAGAAGACAUCAUUGCUACACUGGAGGGUAGCGUAGAGCGUCUCAAAGUGUUGUACAAGGAGAGACGGAGCUCCGCCCUCUCUGACGAUGUCACCGAGGUGAUGCAGCUUUGCAUGACCGUAGAGGCUGUCCUCAGGCAUAUGCAGAAAGAGAAGUCCAGUUUCUGGGGCGAGCGUCGUGACUACUGGCACUAUCUGAGUGAGGGGGUGGGGGAACUGAAGGCACUCGACAGCAUCGUCAAAAUAGUGCAAGCUCAGCAACAGGUGACGACAGGACUGGGUCGAGGGAGAGCACUCAUCAGGAAGUGUUUGUGUGAAGGAUUACUGGCUGACUGCAUUCAGAACGCUGUCUCAAACACAAAGAGAACAAAAGAGUGGUACCACGGGACGGCUAUUCUCCUCACACCCACACUAUCACACCGCGUCCUCACGGCAUUGUACGACCUCUCACAAGUGUCCUUUGACCUCCAGUUAGAGGGUAUUGACCUCGACGAGACUUGGCCAUCCUUUGUACUUAAAUCAUUCGACAGUAAUGGCAGUGGUGGUGGUGGUGGUCAGAAGGAGGUGGUGUUUGGAGGUAUGGGUUCUCGUACUAAAGACGCUGCAGUGUUGGACAAGAGCAGACUCAGAAUGAAGCACUCUAUUCUGGAGCAAGCGAUUGAGGAACACCCGACAGAGAUAUUCGUUAAACACGAGGUGCCCUUUAACCUCCCUCUCGUGGGCUCACUGCUGGCGGAGAUACGGGGCAAUCUGAUUGGACACUGUGACCAGGAUCACAUGGGUGCUCUCAAAAACGCUCUACCAGACUUGAAGGUGGACAAGCUUGAUGACAUCACAUCGUGCCUGACUGUACUCAGUGAGUACAUUGGCUCUUGGUCCCAGGGGGUCAGUGAGUGUAACACCAGUCUAGUGGACCAGCUCAAACUGCUCAAGGCACAGUUUGCUGACCUUGAGUUGCAACUGCAAGAUACAUUACUUGAGAGUGAAACCAGUGAGACCAGUCUUGUCACACAGAUACAGAGGUCCCGUCAAGAUCUGAGAAGCUACGAGGGAGAAGCCCACCAACUCAGCGCUGAGAACGAGGCACUUAAUAGAGAAAAUAUGGAACUACGCAGAAAGAUAUCAGAGCUUGAGACUUUGAACUUUGACCUCGAUGAGCAGUUGGUUUGCAGUGGCAGUGACACUGACAGUGUACCGAGGAACAGGUCGUCCACCAUCCUGGAGGCUAGCCUGGUCGAGAAGGACAUGGACUUAGUCGAGGUCCAACGAUCGCUAGAGAGCAGAGAACAAGAACUGAUCCAACUCAAGACACAACUAGAGCAAGCCGAGCUGCAACUACGAGCCAGCACAGUCAUCCAGGAGUCACUGACACAGUCACAGGCCAGUGUACUAGGGUUGACCUUUGACCUCGAGGCUAGCAAGGCUAGUGAACGGGAACUAAGCACCAAAAUUGAGGAAUUGGAACGAAUAAAAGAAAUCAAUGUGAAAAAGUUGAGAACUGAAUAUGAAAGUGAGAUUAAGGAAUUAAGACGGACGUUUGAGGUAGAGCUAAGUGAUGCGAAGGGAGCGUUGGAAUUGGAGUUGGAUAAUUGUAAGAAUGUUUUAUAUGAGAGGGACGAGGCGAGGGCAGAGCUCGGUUCCAUGCAGGGUCUGGUUGAGAGCGAGACUGCAUCUCUUCGGUUCCAAAUCAGCACUCAGGCCUUUGAUUUGCAAAGAGCACGAGAGAUGAACAAGGAUCAGGAGAGAUCGCUGAGUGAGCACAAGUCUCGUGUGGCUAACCUGGAGUCACAGCUGGGAGAGGUGAACGAACGUUGUGAGGGAGCAGAGAGUCAGAUAGAGGAGCUGAAGGUGGAGCUACUGGACAUGGAGGGCAUCCUCUCCACCAACAAGACAGAGCUGUCCUCCAUCUCAGAGCAACUGGCAGAGAAAUCGCUGAGUCAGGACUUGGAGCGUUCCCAGACUUUACGACUGCACAAGCAGCAAGUGGAGGGGUUGUCCACUAAGAUAAGGGAAGAGAAGGCGGAGCUUAGCCGACAAGUGGAGAGACUUAGUCAGGAGAACGAGGACAUGAGAAAAGCCUUCAAGAGACUAUUACAACAAAAGGUGACUCUGUGGCAACAUGCAGACAAGUUGGAGCAAGAACAGGUUGCCAAGGGAACGUGGAUCAACGAGAAAUCCAUACCAGAGUGCAUGGGAUGUGGGAUAACCUUCUCCGUCUUCAACAGAAAGCAUCACUGUCGUUCGUGUGGUAAGGUGUUUUGUACCAGUUGCUGUGACAAGAAAGCUCAACUGCCCUUCAGCAAGGACCCAGUACGAGUGUGUGAUGACUGCCAUGAUAAGAUCCAGGACGUGAGGACACCAAUGUCUUCCAAGAUGGUCAACACUCUAGAGAUGGAGAGUGUGGCUCUACCACAAGGCAGCAGCGGUCAGGCCAUUAUGGCAGGUCCCGAUGAGGAAGGUGGUGAGGAGAAUGGUACUGGAUCUCGUAACUCUCUCAACAUCACUCGAAACAUGGAGGUCAAUGGAAACAGCCUCUUAGCACGACUCCACCAACAGAACAUAGCUGGCAGUCUACCUUCCAUCGAUGACACUGGUAGCACUAUUAGUGGUGACAACAGCUUUAUGGAACUAGCCUCAAAGUAUCUCGCACCAGGGGAACGAAUAUUCGAUAAUGAAUCUUUAACUAGUGUAAAUUCAAGCGAUUAUCUCGUUGAUCCGGAGCUAAAACAAAGAGAAGCUGAAAAAAUGAAAGGUGAACAAAUCGACACUCCAGAUGGAAAUGUUCAUAUAAGCAGUGUGGAGGGGGGUGGUAGUGACGAUGAUGGAUACUAUGUUAUUGAAUCAGAUCCUCAAAAUUGUGUGUUUCCUGUUGGACUUGAUUCUCCUGGUACCCCAAAACUUAACUUUGAUGCGUUAGCCUCGAAACUGGCCAGUUUAGAAGUUACAAAUACGAUAGAAAAGUCACACGCUCGGCGGAUAUCAGAUGGUAGUAGUUCUUCGUCUGGAGUUGCAAGGAGUUCAGAGUUCAAAGAGGUGGUGAUAGAUGGUGGUGGAGUACAGAAUGUCCCCAUGACUGUGGUGAGGAUUGGUACGGCCAUUGUUUGGGAGUUCAGCACAGAACCAAAGGGGAUUGCGUUUGGAAUCUGGUACAAAGAGAAGAAAGACAGUCAAAAAGAAGUGGAGGUGCUUCCCCUGAAGAGGUGCAUGUCCCACAAGGCCACACUGACAGGAGAGUAUGUUGCACAGAAAAAUGGAGUCUAUGUACUCAAGUUUGACAACUGUCACUCAAAGUACACAGGUCGCAAGCUGCUCUACAAAGUGUGGACUAGAUCACCAUUGUAACCAUGCAACUUUAACAUUCGCCAUCAUAAUAAUUAUACAUAUCAGGUCUUUUUUUGUUGCUAUUAAAUUUUGUUUGUACGUAUAUAUAUAUCAUACAACAACGUACUUUGUGUGUAUUUGUUAACUUGUUUCUGUGUGAGAUAUACCUACAUGUAUGAUGAUCUUUACCUAAUAAUUAUUUAAUUAUUGG